AUUUUAUGUGGCCAUGACUCUGGAAAGAUUGGUGCAUUGUUAUGUAGUUGUAGAAACGUUCCCUUAAGGUGGUGGUCUGCUUUCUGUUCUGCUGAAAUAGCACCUAUAGCCUAGUAGUGUGCACAAUAAUUUUGCUGAAUUUUUGUAGUUGGUAUUUUACCUGACACUUUAAUGUUGUUAUCUAACACAGGUAGACUGUAUAGUAUAAUAAAGUGGGUGGAAUCGGCUGGCUGUAAGGGGUGGAGGAGGCCAGAAAGAUUAGUUUGUAUGAGAAAAUUGUUUCAGAAAUUCCGUUCAAAGUCCUGGAAAUUGGAUGAUUUUUAUCCUGGAAUAUCCUGGAAAAGUCCUGGAAUUUAGUUUUCAAUUUUCAGUGGGAACCCUGGAAAGGUGAGACUUGUUUUUAUUGCAGGGGUGUAAUCAGCGGUGAGGACUUGCAGCUGCCCAGAUUCUGUGGAGGCCUGAUUGCUGGGCAGAGUCAGUUGUGGAGAGGCGCUCCACUCAGCAGCAGCAGAGGGAGAGCGGGGGGAAGAGAGAGAGAGGGAGCAGGAGGAGAGGUGUCAGGUGGGGGCUGAGGAGGAGGAGGCCCUGACAGAAUAUUUCAAAUGUCUGAACAAGUUUUUGUUAAUCUAAAAAUGAAGUUAUUGUCAUGUUAUAGUCUUGUUAUAUUUAUUUUUUAUUAAAAAUCUCAAUGUGGCAGCUUCUCAUCAUAUCAACAGUUGCAUUGAACAUUUUGGUGAUUUUAUAUUGAAACUCUAGCAUCAUGAUAACACUACUGUUUGUAUGACUUUGUUCUUCCCCGUCUGUCAGAUUGUAUUAUUUUCUAUUCUAUGAUGUCCCUCAAAUAAAUGUUUACUGUCUUUAUUUCUGAUAUGUUUAAGUUUCUGUUAACUUUUAGUUCAUUUCAUUUCCAUGUAUUUUUCUUUAAAUUCAUGCAUCUAAUCAUCUAACUGUAUUAUUUUACAGAUAUGGGAGGAGGAUGGCUUAGUAAACCAUGGAGGGAUUUACCAAAGAACUCCGAGGAAAAUCUUGGUUUUUUGAAAUCCUACCAGCCUCGAAACACAGACGUCAAACAUCUGAGAAUUCUGGUUCAUGGACCAAUUGGUGCCGGGAAGUCCAGUUUCAUCAACUCUGUCAACAGCGUUUUACAAAACAGAAUCACUUGUCGAGCUCCAGCAGAUGCAGUCACUGGAGGAAGUGUUACCGAUAAAUACACGACUUACAAAAUCAGCAAAGACCCAGAGGGAUCUUAUUCUUUCGUUCUCAAUGACACCAUGGGCUUUGAGAAACGAGAUGGACGUGGAGUUCAUGUGGAAGACAUCAAACUGGCCCUGAAGGGACACGUGAAGGAGGGUUACAAGUUCAAGCCUGAAGAACCGCUAACAGAAGGUGAUUUCUACAACCCAUCUCCCACUCUGGAUGACAGAGUUCAUGUUCUGGUUUCUGUUGUUCCUGCUGACAAGAUCUCUGAAAUGACGGGAGAAGAUGUGAAGAAGAUGAGAGAGGUCAGACAGACAGCCAGUGAAAUGGGGAUUCCUCAACUGGCUAUUAUCACCAACAUUGAUAGAGAAUGCCCAAAAGUCAGAGGAAAUAUCAAAUAUGCCUAUUGGAGCAAAGUCCUAAUGGAAUGGGUUGAAAAAUGCAGCUUUCUGCUGGGCAUGCCACCAAAUUGCAUCUUUCUUGUGAAGAACUACCAUUCAGAGACCAAAACAAGUGAUGACAUUGAUGCUCUGAUAUUGGUCGCACUGAGAGAGAUGGUCUCCGUUGGUGAAGACUUCCUCAACGACCUGCAGGACUGAUGUACAACUGCUGAGGAACAGUUUGACAUUUGAAACAUUAAAGAAAUUGUCUAACUCUGA
Messenger RNA from Acanthochromis polyacanthus (spiny chromis), 1856 nucleotides. RefSeq names its product interferon-induced protein 44-like. The transcript is spliced from 7 exons. The coding region runs from base 966 to 1796 and encodes 276 amino acids. The record is from RefSeq and is a predicted model, not a curated record. Lineage: Eukaryota; Metazoa; Chordata; Actinopteri; Pomacentridae.